AUAUGUUGAAUAAAAGACAACAGUCUUUUCCGGUGGAGGCAAAUAAAGUUAAAGUUAUCCCUCCUUUCAGACGCUUGCUUUCAAAGAUUCCAACAUGGUCUCUAAUUGUCGCAAACGCCAUGCAUAGCUGGGGGUUUUUUGUUGUUCUUUCUUGGAUGCCAAUAUACUUCAACUCAGUAUAUCGGGUGGAUCUCAGGCAGGCGGCAUGGUUUAGUGUCGUUCUGUGGAUUGUGAUGGCUAUCAUGAUUUACCUUGCUGGCUUUUGGUCAGAUAUGAUGAUACAAAGGGGUACAAGUGUUACUUUGACUCGUAAGAUUAUGCAGUCCAUUGGUUUUGUUGGUCCUGGAGUUAGCCUCAUUGGUUUAGCAACAACAAGAAACCCUUCGAUUGCUUCAGCUUGGCUUACGUUACCCUUUGGCUCAAAAUCUUUCGGUCACUCUGGUUUUCUUGUGAACUUUCAGGAUAUCGCACCACAGUACUCUGGUGUUUUACAUGGAAUGGCAAAUACUGCUGGAACACUUGCUUCUAUAAUUGGAAUAGUUGGAGCUGGCAUUUUGUUGAGCUAGUUGGUUCGU
This is a messenger RNA of Lathyrus oleraceus (garden pea), 575 nucleotides long. RefSeq names its product probable anion transporter 4, chloroplastic. The transcript has a single exon. The record is from RefSeq and is a predicted model, not a curated record. Gene Ontology annotation, cellular component: plastid. NCBI's taxonomy places the organism in Eukaryota, Viridiplantae, Streptophyta, Magnoliopsida, Fabales, Fabaceae. The coding region runs from base 3 to 566 and encodes 187 amino acids. Gene Ontology annotation, biological process: transmembrane transport. Gene Ontology annotation, molecular function: phosphate transmembrane transporter activity.